UUGUGGUUUCAUUUUUCACAUCUAUCAUAAAAUUUCACUUCUGUUUACACUUCCCUUGGCAGCCAGUCUCUUACAAAAUGGAGUUUCGACCCCUACAUCUCUUCAUCUUUGUUGCUCUAGCUUGUGUGUCAAGCCACGCAGCACAACCUGCUGAGACAUAUUGGAAAUCUGUGCUCCCUAACAGUCCUAUGCCGAAAGCUAUCGAGGAUCUUAUACAAUCUGAAACGGUGGAUGAUAAAAGUACUUCAGUCGGAGUAAGUGGUGGUGGAGUAGAUGUUAAUGCUCAGGGUGGAAAUCCAGGAGGCACCAACGUGAAUGCUGGGCACGGUGGCGUAGAUGUAAAUACACCAGGAGGCACCAAUGUAAACGUCGGGCCUGGUGGAGUAGGUGUUAAUACACCAGGAGGCACCAACGUGAAUGUUGGACCGGGGGAUCCAGGAGGUUCCGAGACACAGGGCAGAAAUCCUGAAGGCACCGAUGUGAAUGUCGGGCAUGGUGGAGGUGUAACCGUAUCCUCAGGCCACCACAGGGGGAAACCAGUAUAUGUGGGAGUAAGGCCAGGGACAUCACCAUUCUUGUAUAACUACGCAGCAACCAAGGAUCAGCUCCAUGACAACCCAAAUGUAGCUCUUUUCUUAUUGGAAAAUAACAUGACUCGAGGAUCAAAGAUGAACUUGCAUUUCUUCAAGACUUCACUUGGAGCCACUUUCUUACCUCGCCAGGUUGCUGAAUCAAUUCCUUUCUCAUCAAACAAAAUGACUGAAAUCUUGAACAAAUUCUCGGUGAAGCCCAACUCACAGGAAGCUGAAGUUAUGAAAAAUACAAUAAAAGAGUGCGAGAAGCCAGGCAUCCAGGGAGAGGAGAAGUUCUGUGCAACAUCAUUGGAAGCAAUGGUAGAUUUCACCACCUCCAAACUGGGGAAGAACGUUCAGGCGAUAUCAACAAAUUCAGAGAAAGAUACUCCACUGCAGAAAUAUACCAUUACAGGAGUGAAAAAGAUGACAAAUGACAAAGCUGUAGUAUGCCACCAGCAAAAUUAUGCAUAUGCUGUAUUUUACUGCCACAAAACACAAGCUACUAGAGCAUAUACACUUUCCUUGGUGGGUGCAGAUGGAACAAAAGUUAAAGCAGUCGCAGUAUGCCACGAAGAUACAACAAAAUGGAACCCAAAACACUUGGCUUUCAAAGUUCUGCAGAUCAAGCCAGGACAAGUUCCUGUUUGCCAUUUCCUUCCUGAGGAUCAUGUUGUCUGGGUACCUAAAUAAAUAUGUGCAGGAAACUCCAAAUGCUUGCCCAUUUGGUUCUAUUGUAAAGCAAUAAUAUACUGGUUGUAGUACCACUAAUAAACAUAUCCCUCUUAUUUA
This is a messenger RNA of Coffea eugenioides, 1364 nucleotides long. Its product is annotated as BURP domain-containing protein 3-like. NCBI's taxonomy places the organism in Eukaryota, Viridiplantae, Streptophyta, Magnoliopsida, Gentianales, Rubiaceae. Bases 78 to 1265 code for a protein of 395 amino acids. The transcript is spliced from 3 exons. The record is from RefSeq and is a predicted model, not a curated record.